AUGUCAUUGUUCAAGGUUGAUGGCUGGGAUUUGAAAACAAAUAAGAUCGCCUUUGAUAAAGUUAAGAAGAAUAAAAAGGUCAAGACUAAUAAUAAAGAAAUUAAGCACCAGGAUACUACCAAACAUUUGAAAAACGAUAUACAACAAAAGUAUACAGAAAAACAGAAAUUUAACAACAAAAUAACCGAAAAUAAUGACAAUAACUCUAUCGAUAAAGAUUCUGAAGCUACUCAGAAAAACAAUACAUUAACAACUAAUAAAGUUAGAAAGCCUUCUGCUUCUUCCAACCUAAAUAACAAUAGAAAUGGCAACGCUCUUAAUGAGCAAAAAAAAAAGGAAUUAACACCGUUACAAAAGAAAAUGUUGGCUAAGCUAAGUGGUUCAAGGUUUAGAUGGAUUAAUGAAAAAUUAUAUACGAUUAACUCAAAUGAUGCCUUGACUUUGAUUGCUGACCAACCGGAAUUAUUUGACGAGUAUCACGAAGGCUUUAGAUCACAAGUUGAAUCUUGGCCUGAAAAUCCAGUUGAUUCCUUUGUUUCCACAAUCAUAAAUAAAGGUACAAAAAGACCGAUCAACGCACCAGGUGGAUUGCCAGGUAUAAUAGAAGAGAAACCUAAGGGGAAAAAGGGGAAAAAAGUGGUUAUAGCCGAUAUGGGAUGUGGCGAGGCCAUUUUAUCCUUAAAAGUUGGAGACUAUUUUAAAAAGUUUAACAAAAAAAACAAAAAUGGUAGAAAACAAAUUGAAGUACAUAGUUUUGAUUUAAAGAAAAUUAAUGAUAGAAUUACCGUUGCGGAUAUUAGAAAUGUUCCCUUACCUGAUGGUUCGUGUAGUAUUGUCAUAUUUUGUCUAUCCUUGAUGAGUACAAAUUUCUUAGAUUUUAUUAAAGAAGCAUAUAGAAUACUGUGUCCUCGUGGUGAAUUAUGGAUAUCUGAAAUUAAAUCCAGAUUUGGGGACACAAAGGGUGAUGAAUUUGGAGAAAGUUUGAAACUAUUUGGAUUUUUCCACAAAGCAACUGAUGACACCAACAAAAUGUUUACCAAAUUUGAAUUUUUUAAACCCAGUGAUGAGAUCUUACAAGAACGUAAAGAAAAAUUGGAAAGAAAACAAAAGUUUAUUGAAGUCGAAACCGCUAAAGAUGACUUGGAUAAGAAAAGAAAAACUACCCCUGAGGGGAAAUGGCUACUAAAACCGUGUAUUUAUAAAAGACGUUAG
Saccharomycodes ludwigii is the source of this 1212-nucleotide messenger RNA. It is a transcript of the gene RRP8, whose product is annotated as 25S rRNA (adenine645-N1)-methyltransferase. Bases 1 to 1212 code for a protein of 403 amino acids. Gene Ontology annotation, cellular component: nucleolus. Gene Ontology annotation, molecular function: rRNA (adenine) methyltransferase activity. The record is from RefSeq and is a predicted model, not a curated record. NCBI's taxonomy places the organism in Eukaryota, Fungi, Ascomycota, Saccharomycetes, Saccharomycodales, Saccharomycodaceae. Gene Ontology annotation, biological process: rRNA methylation; ribosomal large subunit biogenesis. The transcript has a single exon.